UUCCAUCCAAACACGGUCGAAAUCCGAUUUGGAAAACUUUCAACCUGACGCCAUAUAUAUACCCACGGCACAGACGGCACGAGGAGGUAGUACCACGUAGCAGUUGACGAGCGUCUUUGAUAUCGAUCUACGUGGAGUAGCCACGAUGUCGAGGGCGACGGCGGUCGUCCUCCUGCUUGCUGUCGCGUUCGUGUGGACGACGACGACCGUGGCGGCGGCGAGGCACCACCGCCACCACCAUGACGGGUUUGCAAAGGUGUUCGACCGGCAGCAGGCGGACCUGGUGCAAGCGCUGCCGGGCCAGCCGGCGGGGCUCGGCGUCCGGCAGUUCUCCGGGUACGUGACUGUGAACCAGACGCACGGCCGCGCCCUCUUCUACUGGUUCUUCGAGGCCACCCACGACGUCAGCAACAAGCCCCUCGUCCUCUGGCUCAACGGAGGGCCUGGAUGCUCGUCGCUUGGAUACGGAGCAUUGGAAGAGCUGGGGCCCUUGCUGAUCCAGAAGGGAACCCCUGAGCUCAGGCUCAACCCCGACGCAUGGAACAAAGAGGCAAAUCUGCUCUUCUUGGAGCAACCUGCCGGCGUCGGAUUCUCUUACACGAACACCACCGCCGAUCUCGAGAGAUUCGGCGACGACCUCGCUGGUACGUAUGCAUUGUAUUAUUAUUAUCCUUGGUUUAUUUUUCUGGUUUUCUUAGUUAACUUGAGUGGAUGCGUUGGUGAAUUAGCUCAUGACGCCUACACGUUCCUCGUCAACUGGUUCGAGAGGUUCCCGCAGUUCAAGGGCCACGAUUUCUACAUCGCCGGAGAGAGCUACGCCGGGCACUACGUCCCCCAUCUCGCCGAGAAGAUCGUGGAGCAGAACAAGAAGGUUCACAAGAGCAAGCACAUCAAUUUCAAGGGAUUCAUGAUCGGGAACGCGGCGAUCGACGAGGCGUCGGACAACCGUGGCAUGGUGGACUACGCUUGGGACCACGCCAUCAUCUCCGACGAGCUCUACGACGCCAUCAACAAGAACUGCAAGUUCGACCAGGCCGGGAACAGCAGCGACUUCUCGUCGUCUGGCCAGAACCCCAGCAACGCCGCCUGCGACCGCGCCAUGGACGGCUUCUACGAGGCGUUCGAUCACAUCGACAUCUACAGCCUCUACACCCCCGCCUGCACCGCCUCCGCCGGCACGGCGGGCCAGCUGCCGCGCCGCCUCCACCGGCCCUCCACUUCCACUCAAUCAGACAACAGCAGGCACCUGAGGCCGCGAUACAACAGCUACGACCCGUGCCUGGACAACUACGCCGCCGAGUACCUGAACCGCCGGGACGUGCAGGACGCGAUGCACGCCAACACCACCGGGAACAUCCCCUACGCGUGGACCGCGUGCAGCGACCCGCUGUUCCAGCACUGGAAGGACUCGCCGGCGUCGACACUGCCGGUGAUCAAGAGGAUGGUCGACGCCGGCCUCCGUGUGUGGGUGUACAGCGGCGACACGGAUGCACGCGUGCCCGUCUCGUCCACCCGCCAGGCGCUGCGCAAGCUCGGCCUCAAGACCCUCAAGCAGUGGAGGGAGUGGUUCACCAGCGACCAGGUCGGCGGCUACCAGGUGGACUACAACGGCCUCACCAUCGUCACCAUCCGCGGCGCCGGCCACAUGGUCCCGACCGUCACGCCGGUGCAGGCCAGGCAGCUCUUCGCGCACUUCCUCGCCGACAAGGAACUGCCGCCCAAACCCGUCGUCGCUUGAGCUUGGAACUAGCUUAGUGCUUUAAAGCCACUAUAGGCUAUAUAGGGGUUGUUUGAGUGGAUUGUCGUCGACCGAUCUCAUAGUUUGAACAAAAAUCUAGUUUCAAA
This is a messenger RNA of Hordeum vulgare subsp. vulgare (domesticated barley), 1845 nucleotides long. Its product is annotated as serine carboxypeptidase-like 34. The transcript is spliced from 5 exons. Lineage: Eukaryota; Viridiplantae; Streptophyta; Magnoliopsida; Poales; Poaceae. The coding region runs from base 146 to 1738 and encodes 530 amino acids. Gene Ontology annotation, molecular function: serine-type carboxypeptidase activity. The record is from RefSeq and is a predicted model, not a curated record. Gene Ontology annotation, cellular component: vacuole. Gene Ontology annotation, biological process: proteolysis.